Messenger RNA from Uncinocarpus reesii 1704, 978 nucleotides. RefSeq names its product inositolphosphorylceramide-B C-26 hydroxylase. Gene Ontology annotation, biological process: fatty acid metabolic process; lipid biosynthetic process. The coding region runs from base 1 to 978 and encodes 325 amino acids. Gene Ontology annotation, molecular function: fatty acid 2-hydroxylase activity; heme binding; iron ion binding. The record is from RefSeq and is a predicted model, not a curated record. Gene Ontology annotation, cellular component: endoplasmic reticulum; membrane. Lineage: Eukaryota; Fungi; Ascomycota; Eurotiomycetes; Onygenales; Onygenaceae. The transcript is spliced from 3 exons.
AUGCCUGGACGAACUUUGCCCACUUUUACCUCCGCCGAAGUCAAAUCACACAAUACGGUGAAGUCAUGCUGGGUGACACGGGGCUCAAAAGUGUAUGAUGUGACCUCGUUCGUUGGCGACCACCCUGGCGGUGGAGAUUUGAUUCUGGAAUACGCAGGAAAAGACAUCUCUCAGAUUCUGGAGGACGUUGUAUCCCACAAACACAGCGAGGCAGCGUAUGAAAUACUGGACGAAUGUCAUAUCGGAUUUGCGGCAUCAUCGGAUUCAACGUCGAAAUCAGCGCUGAAUGGGGCUGUGAAUGGACAUGUGAACGAGCACGUAACCCAGGGCGAUGGGCGACCUGUUUACGCCACGACGGGAUUGUCCAGCGAAGAGGAUCUUUCUGUUGAUACCGACCCGAUGGCUGAUUAUAAAGUGCACAAAUUCCUGGAUCUAAAUAGGCCGUUAUUUGGCCAGCUAUGGUUCGGCGGGUUUUCAAAGGAGUUUUACCUCGAACAGGUACAUCGUCCGCGGCACUACAAGGGCGGCGCGUCGGCGCCCCUAUUUGGCAAUUUUCUCGAACCUUUGACCAAAACCGCGUGGUAUCUUCCAGAUAACCGGGUUGGCCUAAGCCUUCAUUUUCUCCUACAUGGAAUCCAUCAUUAUUUGCCUAUGGACAGAUACCGCCUCGUUAUGCCCCCGACGCUGUUCCUUAUCCUAGCCGCGCCCUUUUACAAGCUUGCGCAUCUCGUUUUCUUCUACAACUGGUAUGCGGCUGUGACCGUGUAUGCAGGAGGGGUAUUUGGAUACGUGUGCUAUGAUUUAACACAUUACUUCCUUCAUCAUCGCAACCUACCUUCCUAUUACCGCGCACUGAAGAAAUACCACCUUCAGCACCAUUUCGCUGACUAUGAAAAUGGGUUUGGUGUCACCAGCCGUUUCUGGGACAAGGUGUUUGGAACAGAGCUAGCACCCCUCCAGCCCCCCAAGUCUGACUAG